UCAACAUCUCGGACGUAAAAAAAAAAAUAAGUGAACAUUGUGGUGUAGCGUAACAUUGUAAUGUGAAUGUUUAAUGCAGGUCUGUAUUGAAAGUGGACGUUGUUUUGUUCAUCAUUUGUACAAACAAGAAGUUGUAGUGCCGGCUAGGAGAGAUCUGUGGUGAAAAUGGCUCCAACUAUCCAGACACAAGCUCAACGAGAGGACGGCCACAGUAGGACGUCCUCUCACAGAACUGUCCCAGAGAGGUCGGGAGUGGUCUGUCGGGUGAAAUACUGCAACAGCCUGCCUGAUAUCCCUUUUGACCCCAAAUUCAUCACAUAUCCAUUCGACCAGCACAGGUUUGUACAGUAUAAAGCCACCUCUCUAGAGAAGCAGCACAAGCAUGAGCUCCUGACCGAGCCAGACCUUGGAGUCACCAUCGAUCUCAUCAACCCAGACACCUACCGCAUAGACCCCAACAUUAUCUUGGAUCCGGCUGAUGAAAAGCUACUGGAAGAGGACAUCCAGGCUCCUUCCAGCUCUAAGAGGUCACAACAGCACGCCAAAGUCGUCCCAUGGAUGAGAAAAACAGAAUAUAUCUCUACAGAGUUCAACAGAUAUGGUGUCUCCAAUGAAAAAGUGGAAGUCAAAAUUGGAGUGUCUGUCAAACAGCAGUUUACAGAGGAGGAGAUUUACAAAGACAGAGACAGCCAGAUCGCUGCCAUUGAAAAGACAUUUGAGGACGCACAGAAAUCAAUCGCGCAGCACUACAGUAAACCCCGAGUUACUCCUGUGGAGAUACUGCCUGUAUUUCCUGACUUCAAGAUGUGGAUCAACCCAUGUGCUCAGGUCAUCUUUGACUCUGAUCCUGCACCUAAAGACAUGUCAGGACCUGCUGGAGUUGAAAUGAUGUCUCAGGCCAUGAUCAGAGGUAUGAUGGAUGAGGAAGGAAAUCAGUUUGUGGCCUACUUCCUGCCUAAUGAGGAAACGCUCCGAAAGCGCAAGAGAGAUAUGGAGGAGGAGAUGGAUUAUAUGCCAGAUGAGCUGUAUGACUACAAGAUAGCCAGAGAGUACAACUGGAAUGUCAAGAACAAAGCCAGCAAGGGUUAUGAAGAGAACUACUUCUUCAUCUUCAGAGAUGGAGAUGGUGUUUACUACAAUGAACUCGAGACCAGAGUGCGUCUGAGUAAGAGGAGAGCCAAGGCUGGAGCACAGUCGACCACAAACGCUGUGCUGGUGUGUAAGCACAGAGACAUGAACGAGAAGGAGCUUGAAGCCCAGGAGGCCCGUAAAGCUCAGCUGGAGAACCACGAGCCAGAGGAUGAAGAGGAAGACAUGGACAUGGAUAAAGACAUGCAGGACUCUGGUGAUGACAAAGACAAGGGCAGUGGGAGCGAGGCAGAGAACUCCGACAGCGAAUCGGACAGGGAGGAUGAAGACCGGGAGCACAGGGGAGAAGAUGAUGAAGAGGAUGAGGAGGGAGGCAAGCGGAGGAGGAAAGCCAGUGGCAGCGGGAGUGAGAGCGGCGAGGAGAGGACCAGAGAGAUGCGAGACGAGGAAGAGAUCUUUGGCAGCGACGACGACAGCGACGACAACGAGCCCAAGAACUCUGCCAGGAGCAGCGGGGAGGAGGGCAGCGGGAGCGAGGAUGAAGGAGGCGACAGAGGCAGGAGGAGCGCCAGCGGCUCUCCGGCGCACAGCGACCGCAGCAGUGACCACUCGGAGGCCCGCGCUCAGAGUGGAAGUGGGAGCGAGCAAGGUUCAGAUUCCAGCGACGCCAGUGACAGUGAAUGAGAUCCCUGGUCCACACAGUGCAGUUAUAUUCACUUAUCGCAUCUAUUUAUCUCCAAUCAGCUGGUUUCAAAGAUGCUGACUGCCUUCUGGCGUUGCUGUCUAUAACACUCGCUCAGCCAGGGACUGGACACUCUAAAUGCAGUUUGUGAAGGAGAUCCAUGUGGCUUUUGGGAACCCGAGGACAUCAGCUACUCAAUUCUGUGUAAAGUUUUGAUUUAUAGAUUUAGCACAAACGUCGUAGUAAAUAUUUGUACGCAUUCCUCUGUUUCUUUAUUGGGUUUUUUUU
Molecule: messenger RNA, 2059 nt
Organism: Myripristis murdjan (pinecone soldierfish)
Lineage: Eukaryota; Metazoa; Chordata; Actinopteri; Holocentriformes; Holocentridae
Gene: paf1
Product: PAF1 homolog, Paf1/RNA polymerase II complex component
Exons: 14
Coding region: 166-1773 (535 amino acids)
Biological process (GO): transcription elongation by RNA polymerase II
Cellular component (GO): Cdc73/Paf1 complex
Molecular function (GO): chromatin binding; RNA polymerase II complex binding
Source: RefSeq, a predicted model, not a curated record